GGUCAAGUCGAUAAUUAAGCUCAACAGAGUUAAGAAAGAAAGCUUUUCACGACAAGAAAAGAAAGACCCCGACAGCUCCGUGUGAACUACCCAGAGUAUCAGUCUUAAUGACUAUGGCAGUCCAGCCGGCACCAACGACCGGUAAUGUACAAAUGCCAGGUCUCCUUCGUCUGCCACUCGAGCUACGGAACCAGAUUUACCGUUACUUGAUCCCGAUAAAGCGCAUUAUCGAAGUAUCCUAUCCUCGCUUCAAAUACACGAUCUCGAACAAAGGAACGCUAGGACUGGAUAUCGCGGGCUUAGAUAUAGAAGAGGAUGUCUCUGACUCCGAUGAUUCUCGUUUAGAGCAAGGAAACGGAGGGUAGCGAUCCCGAAUCUGGUCUACUGGAAGACACACACAUGAAAGACGUUGCGGAUUUUGGUGGCUAUACAAACUCAGUAUACGAAAUAGAUUGGGAUCAAGUCACUACCUCUUGGGGCACAGAUAGAAAGAAGAAUAGCAUUUUCCUGGUAUGUAAACAAAUUUCGGAUAAAGCCCUGGAUAUUAUAUAUGGCGAGAAUGCCUUUAGGCAUUAUCUCCACGCAGAGGGAGAUCUUUGUCUCAAGAGGAACUUUACCGACGCAAACAGACGCCGAAUGCGAAUGCUGCUCCUUACAGCAGAGCACAGGAGCUGGAUCGGGGAGAUUACCCCCGACAUUGCAAUGUGGUCUUCUAUUAUUCCAACGUUGAACAUUUUACGCCUGGUCGCGGAGCAGCCUGUCCAAGAGACAUACUGGAAUGCUCCUCCACUUGAGAAGGAAAUGGAGAGCUGGUUUAUGUUCAUGCGAGCUUUUCUGAAUUGCUUUUAUCAUUUAUUAGAAGGCAAGUUACUGGAGGUGGAUUUUAAUGGGAAAACAGAGACAGGCGAGGUGGUGAAGGAAUGUAUGUUAGGUGGGUAUCGCGAGGUGCGAUGCAGGCUUUCUGGUGAUCUCAUGUUUCGGAGAGGUCCGUUCUCGUACAAUUCAGGGUAUUGGGAUAAUGAUGACCGAGGCUUUGGCUCGUGGGAUGCAUAGUGUGGGUGUGAGAGCUAGGUAGCUGUGUAGGAACGAUCUUUACCUUUGGUCUUUUAUCUUGGAUUUACCUUGGCUCUUUGCAUUUUUGAGCUGCAUCUAUUACCGAGGAGCAAUUCGCAUUUCACAAAGCUGCACGAGUUUAAAGCGAUGUACGAGCGGGCGCCGAAGCCAUUCGAGAAGGCCCUCAAACCGGAGCACACAUCGACACUUUUGACGGUCAACGACCUGGGCAACCCGACGGAAACCACUGUUGGCCUUGGGCCUUCUCUUCCCUCGAAGGUCGCCCGGUGCACGAUAAUUCGGGGGUAAAGAUGGGGACAUUGCUACGAGACAGAUAAGAAUGCAGUGUUGGGUCG
This is a messenger RNA of Hyaloscypha bicolor E, 1409 nucleotides long. RefSeq lists its product as uncharacterized. The transcript has 2 exons. Lineage: Eukaryota; Fungi; Ascomycota; Leotiomycetes; Helotiales; Hyaloscyphaceae. The record is from RefSeq and is a predicted model, not a curated record. Bases 400 to 1053 code for a protein of 217 amino acids.